Messenger RNA from Fusarium tjaetaba, 1341 nucleotides. RefSeq lists its product as uncharacterized. The record is from RefSeq and is a predicted model, not a curated record. NCBI's taxonomy places the organism in Eukaryota, Fungi, Ascomycota, Sordariomycetes, Hypocreales, Nectriaceae. The transcript has 3 exons. Bases 1 to 1341 code for a protein of 446 amino acids.
AUGGCGGCAGCCGCUUUUCAAGCCGCCGGCACUAUCGCCAAAAUCGCCAUCAGUUUCAUCGAAAAGGACCGGGCAGACUCAGCCGCCCAAGAUCGCCAAAACCAGAUCAUGGGCGCGCUAAACGGCAUACAAAAUACUCUCCAGUCCAUGCAGGUUCAACAGGAGAACCUGGCGGAUAUCGGGAUGCUCUACUCUUCUCUCACAUUAAUUGAGGCCUGGAAAAAUGAGUAUCCCACUGCAGUCCAGAACCGUGAUACCGACCAGAUUAACAGCUAUCUCCAAGCCUUCAACAUCAAGGGUGAAGGAGGUGCUGGGUAUAUUGUCCAGAAUAUCUUCAGUGUUUUAACAGGGCAGGGGCAAACCACUCCUGGACAGUCUGGAGCAACCCCUCUAGUUCAAGUAUGGCAUGAUCAAAGCUAUGACAAGAUGUACACUCCAGAUACCAAUGGACAGUUUACAUUUACUCUUAAGAACUACCUGGAUGACUUGGACCAGGUCCUCGGGUGGGUGCUCGGCGAGGCGGGGUUUGCUUUAAUAUGUCAGAUAAUCGCCUUACAAGACCUUGCGCAUAAGACUACAGCCCCCGAGGAGAUCGAAAAUGAAGUUGAGCAGAUUACGAACCAAUUCACUGCCAACGCAAACGAUCUCAACUACCAGGACGAAGGGUCGAACCUGACGAAUUGGUUCAGGAUGUGGCGUACCAAUUCACACGUCAAGAACUAUAACCCUAUAGCAGGUGGGCCGAACCCAUUGGUGGGCAUUGGUGACCCUAGACUAGGGGAACCAACUCCACUCGAAUUAAUUAAAGGUUACGCACCUAGGCUAGUCUUCGAUGUCUACCCUGCGGCAUGUGACGAAGCGGAAGGUAUCUACCCUGAGGUAGAGUUCAGAUUUGACGAGACAGACCACCCGUUGAAGGGUCUUGCCACAAUUUACUCCCGAGCUGGUGGUCUCCCUCUUCUCAUGUACAACGUUGAAGGGCGGCAAGGCUUGACGACGACAACGGAUCCAAAUGCAACAGCUGCACCGGCCUAUUUCAGCCAAGUUUCACCGAUUUCCUUUAAUGUAUUGCCCGUGAGCACGCAGUAUUCACAGACUGAUGCUCCUGCAUUCGUCCUUGUAUUGAGUCAAGGUAUUGACACUCGGGGAUGGGCUUGGGAUGUCGGAAGCGCUUCACCUCUGGCGUACUGGAUCUUGCGCGACGAUGGAGCUCUGCAGACUACAUGGGUGAGAACAUUGGGUAGCCCGGCGGUGCCACCUGGCCAGCAGUCAUCAGCGGCGACUGGACCUAAUCCUGUAGAUAACGGGCAGCACCCAUCGCAUUGGUUGGUAGAUAACUGA